AUGAACGCCAGUCCAGGAGCUUCAGAUGCUUCCGAUGGUGAUGCGGGGAGCUCCGAUGCAUCCCAAUCCGGAACAAAAGCUUCUGGAACGCAAAUCAAUUUGCCUACUCGUCGCAAAAGGAGGUCCGGUAUCUAUGGGCUUCCCUUCGAUCCAGGUCUCCCUCUCUUCCCUCCUCCUAAGGUGUUUUCGCGGCUCCUUGCUGAUGCGGAAAAGGUUGAUGCACACAUCAUCUUCCCGAGCAUUUCCCGCGGUGCUCGGUGCCGUGGCCAAAACCGCCGAGCAACACGGAAACUGUUGGAAUCCCUAUCCUCUCGUGCACGGCAAGCGGGCGUUCAGUCGGGAAAGAGCUCCAGCGAAAGCAGUUCAAAGAACAGGCUACCCGGGUGCCUGAAACGCUUCAUAGUGUGCAUCAAAGGGUGCAAUAGUCUGACCAGGGAGGAUGAGCCCGCCUCGCUGGCGCGUGCACCCCUGCAUGGUACAAGCGUAGCGGCUAUGCCGAGCACAGCUGGUGCCUCUCGUGGAUCAACCCUUGCAGAAAGAAAUCUCGUCAGUCUCUCGUCUGGGAAUAGCAAGUCGGAGAUGGAGACGUUUGGAGAGGAUCAUCAUGCCAUAGAGACUUCGACUGCUGCCCGCGACGGACAUCGAAUGGAGCUCCGCCUUCUAAACUAUGAGCAGCGCUUGAAUAAACCCAUUGAGCUCCCGGAUUCGAGCUCAUACAACGGUGGGCAGCUGAGUGAUUUUCACUUGACUAACCACAGCACCCGCUAUGCUGAGGUGGCUACCCACCAAGGCUGCCCCCCUUUUUCAGCAGCUUCUUCACCUCAGCUUGUGCGAGGUGGCUUUCGCAGCCGGCGGCUAGCCCACGCAACGCCUACAAGCCCUUUUCCGCCGAUGGGCACUGGACAUGCGGGUGCCUGGCAAAACAAAGACCCGGCGCUGAGCCAUCAAGAUGAAACGAGCGAUACAUGCCUUUGGACCACCGACUUGGAGACCCGCCAGACCAGAAACGGAGCGGAGUGGCAUCCGCACGCGUCGUCGAGCGCGAGCAGUCAGCAUCAAAACACAGCGCUUCUCCCCCCGCCGGCAUCUACGACUGCUGGAGAGAGAUCUGGUUCUGGUUCAAGUGCGACUCAUACUCUGACAAGCCAGUUGCUAUCUUCACAGAAGUGGGGCCGUAUGUGCGCCAGCGAAAUGGCUGAUGACAGCAGUGAGCGGCCGAAACCGGUUAACCAGGCACACCCACAACUGUCUGAGGACCCUUUCCACUUAACUGCUUGUCCCCGCGGACGCUGGGGCACGGCGUCACAAGAUGACCGAAGUGGGUCGCGGAACCUCGGUUGUGGUAGCCGUAAGCGGCAGGCGUAUACUGUCGAGGGCCACGACGUCUGUGAAGAAGAGGCUUCAUCCGUCAGUCCCGUCAGCAGCCGCACACAGCUGAGCUACGAUGGCGGGAGAGAGAAACCCACAGCAGCAUCAGUUUCGGGCGAAGCACUUGAAGCAGAUACGAUUUCUCAACAAGCAAUCGAAGAAGCCACGUUAAUGUAUAGCUGUAUCCACGGCGCAGCUGUACCGUACUUGGCGCCUUUGUCUGAUACGCAAAGCGAAGUCGCGUGUGACGCCGCACGGAGGGCGUACGGCGAGUUCACUCGGCCGUCACAGUCUGCCGAGACACCCCAGCAAUGCGGAGCAGAGCCUUGUAAAUGUCGGUUUUCCAGCAUCGUUUCACGAUAUCCUUUCCACGUACUCUGCAAUGCCAAACACUACCUACGCUGUCUGCUGCCGACGAAUUUUCUCUCAAAACAAUUGGUGCACGGGAAAGGAAAAUCGUCGUCAGAGGAUAUCGUAACCUGUGAAAGAAACAGUAGCUGGAAAGCUGCACCCAGAUAUCACAAAGGAUACCGCAAGACUGUUUGCAUCACAUCGAAUUACUCUUCCAACGGUGGGUGGCGGCAAACCGCGAAUUGCCUUCUUCGUAGCUCCUUACCGCCUCCGAGCUUUAAAAGUGUGCUAGGGGGAAAACUCACACAACAGCGUGGUGCGAAAGGCUCUUUUCAAGCACGAACUGUGCUACCGUGCUUAAUGGAGGGAACCCGUUGCCACAGGAAAGGGCACCCGCGGCGCUGGCCUCUUGCGAGGGUCAUGGCAUCUUUGCCACAGUCUGCUGUGCUCAUUAACCAAUGGCGGGAUCAUGUUCCCUCGUCUCGUAAGGCUCAGCAGCGGUUGCACUUCGAGAGGAGCUUGUCUGUGGGCGGGAGGCCUUUCCCUCUGAAGCGCGUUGGGGCAUACAAGGAUAUCCGCGCCGAUGGCACUCCCUUGUCCUGCCUCUCUCCGACUUCCGCUGCGUACUCGCUCGAUACCCUGGAGCCCCAUGCGAUCAUGCAACUGAUGAGGUGCGCAUUGCAUGCAAGCAGCCGCAGGCUAACUCCCAGCUGGGCAGGUCAAUGUGUGAACCGGCGAGACGCGGGGGAAAGGUCUACCUCAUCAGCUUCCCUGGGGGUUAGCGUAAGUGGCCAUGGCCUUUGUGGCCGCCCGGCCAACGCUGAUGGCAGCAGCUUCAGCUCCUCUUGGUCAGCCGAUCUCCAGCAGCCGCUACACUUCACCGAGAAAGCGAUAAACAACACUACAGAAGGCCAUUCCGAAGCACCUCGUUCGGGAUGCAAAAGUGAAGCUGAGGGGUCUACUGACGAAUCAGUGCUCAGGGCGCGCAGGACAGAGGCAUCUUUUCAAAAAAGGCAGCCCAGCAGGAGGAGUCCCCGUAAUAAAAAGGGACGCACAGUGGAAUCGGCCGUCAUGCACUCAGCCGGUCAUUCUGGACUUCGUGAUGAACUGAACAGCGGCACGACCUACGGAAAAGACGACAGGUCUAGAGUGGGCCGGUGCGAGUAUCUUUCCGAGCACCGACAUUGCACACUGGAAGCAGCCGAUCCACUGAAACCGGAGCAAAUGCGGCGCAUUCUGCUAGCGGAGCAACUUCAGGAGCGACCUCCUGGACAGCAGUGCCAGUUCAGCGUUUGCGCCGGGAGGCACGUCUCGCAGGAAGAGACGUUCGAUCCCCGGCGGAGCCGCCUUGAGACCGGAAUGUUCACGCUUUAUCGAAUGCACUGCUUCGUAAAAUUCCACCAGCACCUUGUUCUGCUCCACAUCGCAGGCAGCCCUCAACGCAUUCGUACUAAGCAUGAGCUUCAGCACGGUGCCACGUAUCUGUUUGACGAGCUUCUUCAUUUUCACCGAAAGCAGCAGUGUACGCAGCAAAAAAGGCAACAAAAGCCGCUGCAAUCAUCUGCAUGCGAUGGGCCAAAGCUCACGUCGAAGUCUGAAUGCCGACAGCGGUGUAAUAUCUGCAACGUGGUUAAUGUCGACGGCAAGCGUGGCGGUUCUUUCGGGCAGACCCCUCUCGCUUCUUUCACUGCAACCCCAGUUCAUCGCAGGACCUCUGCAGCAGCGGCAGCGGUUGCUGCCUUGCGGAGGGAUCGAGCACUGCCGCGAUCGAUAGAGUCGCCCUCCGAUAAUACAUGGGGGCUUGGAACCAAUACAUGCAAGGUAGAACACCACAGAAAACUGAACGUGCCGCCGCUCAGUGAGUGCCUUCGUGAUCGUCCAGAGAAGCUGCAUGUAUUAUCCCGGCAGCGAAAGCAAAGGCAGAAAAUACAGCAACUCCCGGACCUGAUCUCCUACGAGGCAUCGCCUUCUCAUUCGAUGACCCCAGAAAACUAUAUCCCACAGUUUACCCCAGCAUCUACGCAUUCUGCAUCACCGCCAGCGUCCCUCCCUACGGGAAACGUAGCUAAAUUUGUCGGCCUUCGACAGGCGGCCCUUCAUGAGCGUUCUGGAGGGACAUGUACUGGGAAUGUAGCGGCGCCGCCAAUUUUCAUGCGCCAUCAGCCUCAGUGUUUGAAUACAGAUGGCAGUGUAGGCUAUAGCCCGCACAAUCGACAGCCUGUCUCGUCAGGGUAUUCCGCGCCCAGCGACGCGCUGGGUGAUGACAGGCCGUUUGAAGCCCCUGGUGUUGACAGGCGUCGGACAAGGCUAUUUCGCGUCAGCCGAAGACAGAAUCCGCCGUAUGCUGCCAUGUCGCCCCGCUCUUGGCUCGCAAGAGGGAGCAGAGGAGCUCAACAGGUAGUACGGGUCGCUGCAACCGACAGGCCAUAUCGUGAAACAACUUUCAAUGCACCUGGCAAUGCUGCCCGCCUCCAACCUGCCCACCUCUUGCCUCCCCACUGCCGGUUUCUCAUGAGUCCGGGCCAUUGCGCACACGGCGCGCAACCCUUCACCACGAAUAUUUCGUAUGGUCUCUCGGCGGAAUCAGCAGUGGGACACGCCCGCCCCAGUAGCAGCAACCCUACUGGCUGCAGCAAAUGGCAAACCGUUACAGAGGAGUGCUCCUUAUGUUCUACCUGUCAUGGCUGUCGCUUUUGGGGCCCCAUCAUCGGCCGGCGUCACCACGUCUCUCAGACCUGUACGCGCGGGCAUGUGCCUGCGCAUAUCCGCAAAACCACCCACCUCUUUGCUGGGAGGUUUGCUGGUGCUGAUGUUUCGCUUGCCACCAACAGUCCAAACCAGCACCUCGUGGGAAAUUCCACGAAGCACCCGCGAUGUUUUCUCCUACAUCUCGUACAAAGGACUUCUCAUUCACCACCGCAAAAUGGCGGUCCCCUUAGUAAGGAUAGUGCCACAACAGCUUUUUCGCACAUCUGCAGUGGGGAAGAUCAGAUGGAUGCGCUUCUUCUCCCCCCUCCAGAAUUCGCGAAGGCAGCCGAGCAUGGAAGCACACUCCGCGGAGGGUUGGCUUCCUCUGCCGCGUCGCGCUCCUAUGUGCAUCCUUCGCAUCUUCGAUCGCAAAAAUCUAGCUCGAUGCUUCCGCGCUCUCCGAAUCCAGUGCAGGAGGAAGCGGAGUAUGCGGACACGGUACUUUGCGCAGACUCCUACGCGACCGGGGUGUGCUUGAAUUGCCACCACCUCGAGGAAACAACAGCGGCAGGGAAUGGGCCCCCCGACGAGGCGCUCCGUGUCGAGCAUUUCUUCUACUUCAUGACGCGCGAGGAUGCAAGGCUAUUGUUUGCGACAAUUGACAACGAUGGUGAGGUCAUGCACAAAGUCAUUACAAAGCAACGAUGA
Messenger RNA from Besnoitia besnoiti, 5115 nucleotides. RefSeq lists its product as uncharacterized. NCBI's taxonomy places the organism in Eukaryota, Apicomplexa, Conoidasida, Eucoccidiorida, Sarcocystidae. The record is from RefSeq and is a predicted model, not a curated record. The coding region runs from base 1 to 5115 and encodes 1704 amino acids. The transcript has a single exon.